AGCUUUGUAAGCAUCUCAAUCAUGGCAACAUCUGCUCCAUUACAGUCAAUCUCUAUACCAAGAACGGAGAAUAGGACUUUACCUACGCCGCAUAUAGUCUAUGCAAUCUUGGUCACUUUACCGGUCAAAUCAUGGUUCAUAUUUCGAAGAUAUAGCGAAUUUGUAACACUACAUCAAAAUUUUAUCUCUUCGGCUCGAUUUGGCGGAUCACCUCCUGCAGCUUUACCACCAAAGCAUGUCGCCCGGACAACGUUGAAAGCCAUUACCGGAUUGGGAGGAUUAAUGCCAAAAGGUGAAGCAGCACGACAGACGGAAGAAGAACAGCUAAGCGAACGUAAAGAUGGUUUGGAGAAAUACCUUCGUGCGAUCCUUGCAUCACCUGAUGAUCGAUGGAGAGAAAGUGACGAAUUUAAAGAGUUUAUAGAAUUGCCUAGAGGGCAAAGCACUUCGGCAGCCUUGGGCACAAAUGGAACCGCUUCGGCGGGAAAAAGUGGAGAGAAUUCUUAUACAUCAAGAAGGUAUAUGCCAGGCAGUCUUCCUUCAUCGACAGAAGGUGGAGUAGGAUCAUUCACUCGCACACUAGGCACAAAGCCGAAAGAGCCUGCAAAGGAAACAGAUGCAACCCGUACAUUGGAUGAUAGAGGAUUAAUGACAUCACAACAAGCACAAAUGGAUACGCAAGAUCGUCAAUUAGAAGGAUUAGCAGCAAUUCUAAGAAGACAAAAAGCAAUGGGAUUAGCCAUCAAUCAAGAAUUAAGCGAACAAACGGAAUUGUUGGACGAAUUGGAUGGACAAGUGGAUCAAACGCAAGGUAAAAUGCGUCAAGCUGAUAAAAAGAUGGAUAAGUUGAAAUGAAUUUUGUCCCCGUUGCAUUAAUUGCUGAGUUUUGUACAUUAAAGUCAUUAUGAAAAAUACCAUGCUCUUUCGUUAUGGUCUGAUGAAUAUGUCAAAUCGGGCC
Molecule: messenger RNA, 958 nt
Organism: Meira miltonrushii
Lineage: Eukaryota; Fungi; Basidiomycota; Exobasidiomycetes; Exobasidiales; Brachybasidiaceae
Product: endosomal t-SNARE
Exons: 1
Coding region: 22-855 (277 amino acids)
Biological process (GO): vesicle fusion; intracellular protein transport; Golgi to vacuole transport
Cellular component (GO): SNARE complex; endomembrane system
Molecular function (GO): SNARE binding; phosphatidylinositol binding; SNAP receptor activity
Source: RefSeq, a predicted model, not a curated record